CUAGGAAGGAAUUUGGGGGGGUUGAUUCUCAAGGAGGGAGCUAGCGAUGCGCUUGUGAUUGCUUCUGCUGCUGCUGGAUGAGUGAGAGGCAGGGCCGUGCAGAACUCCCAGCCUCAGCCACUCUCUGCUUCUCCCUGGCUCUCUCCAAGUCACUUUCACGAGACUGGAUUUUACAAGCGACCACCUCUCUUUCUCCCACUCCGAUUUUUUUUUUCUUCUUCUUCCUCUCCCUCUUUGUGAGCAUCAAUCCUAGACUCAAGGAAUUGCAAUGAGGAGGAAAACCAUCUUGUUUGAUUGUCUUUGGGCCUGGACAGUUAUUUUAAACACAUUAACAGAAAUAAGUUGUGGACAAAGCACAGAGGAUGAGAUUAGAGACAAUACCACAGUGUUCACAAGGAUCCUGGAUCGUCUCCUAGAUGGCUAUGAUAACCGCUUAAGACCGGGAUUGGGAGAGCGUGUAACUGAAGUGAACACAGACAUCUUCGUCACCAGCUUUGGACCAGUUUCCGAUCAUGAUAUGGAAUACACAAUUGAUGUAUUUUUUCGACAAGGCUGGAGAGAUGAAAGACUCAAAUUCAAGGGUCCUAUGACAGUCCUCCGUCUUAAUAAUUUAAUGGCAAGUAAGAUAUGGACACCAGAUACAUUUUUUCACAAUGGAAAGAAGUCAGUGGCCCAUAAUAUGACCAUGCCAAACAAACUCUUACGGAUAACAGAAGAUGGAACUCUGCUUUAUACAAUGAGACUGACUGUGCGAGCAGAAUGUCCAAUGCAUUUAGAAGAUUUUCCCAUGGAUGCUCAUGCCUGCCCCUUAAAAUUUGGCAGCUAUGCUUACACAAGGGCUGAAGUCGUGUAUAGUUGGACCCGGGAACCAGCGCUGUCUGUUGUCGUUGCUGAAGAUGGCUCUCGGUUAAAUCAAUACGAUCUCCUAGGUCAAACGGUGGCAUCUGGAAUUGUUCAAUCUAGCACAGGUGAAUAUGUUGUCAUGACAACCCACUUUCACUUAAAAAGAAAGAUUGGAUACUUCGUAAUUCAAACCUACCUGCCAUGCAUUAUGACAGUCAUACUAUCCCAGGUGUCUUUCUGGCUCAACAGAGAGUCUGUUCCUGCAAGAACUGUGUUUGGUGUAACAACAGUACUUACCAUGACCACACUGAGCAUCAGCGCAAGAAAUUCUCUGCCGAAAGUAGCUUAUGCCACUGCCAUGGACUGGUUUAUAGCAGUGUGCUAUGCAUUUGUAUUUUCAGCUUUGAUUGAAUUUGCAACUGUGAACUAUUUUACAAAGCGAGGGUAUGCAUGGGAUGGAAAAAGUGUAGUUCCAGAGAAGCCAAAAAAGGUAAAGGAUCCUCUCAUAAAGAAGAACAACACAUAUGCUUCAGCAACAGCCAACUACCCACCCAUAGCCAGAGACCCUGGUUUGGCAACCAUUGCUAAAAGUGCAAUCUUAGAACCAAAAGAUAUGGAACCAAAACCAAAACCUGCAGAGCCCAAGAAAACAUUCAACAGUGUGAGCAAAAUUGACCGGCUAUCAAGAAUAGCUUUUCCUCUUUUAUUUGGGACCUUUAACUUAGUCUACUGGGCAACAUAUCUAAAUCGGGAACCAGCAAUCAAACCAUCAGCACCACCUCAAUAACCAAUCAAAUCAUAUUUCAUGUUCUGUCUUUUGCACUGGGAAUUGCUUCCAGUAUUUGAAACGGAAAAUUCCUAUUUGCCAUAUUACCUCUGUCUUAAGGAAUUUGAAGGUUUGCUUAUGAAACAUAGUAAAAAAAAAGUAAAUAAAUAAAAGAGGCCACUGCUUGAUGCCACGGUACAAAUAUGUUGUGUGUCCAAUAAAAGAGGUAUCUGUGGUUCCUGAACUGGACAUGUGAAACUAGACAAGAGUUUAUUCAGUAGCAUGUCAGUGAAAUACCUAGCAGAUAGAGAUGUGCCCUGUUUACCAUAUCUACAGUUUAUAUUUUGCAGGGACAUAUGUUAUAUAUUUAGAAUAUGACAGUAAUAUACUGUAAAUACAGGAACUCCAUGUAGUAAACACUACUGUAAGAGUAGUAAGUAACGCUUAGAUUCAAUGCAAAUGUAUGUUGUACUAGUGAAAAGGGUUGAUGGCUUUCUGCAUCUCAGUUACUGUUGAACUUCUUUAGUUCCGAUAAUCAGUCAUUUAUCAGGUAACAUGGCAUGAGGCUGACUAUGGAUUAUAGAAGUCUAAAAGUGGUUGAAGUGCUGAAACAUGGUCAUCAAGCCUUACCAUAAGUAUUUAAUGAUGCUUGAAGUUUUCUAAUGCUUCAAAAUCCAUUAACACAUACAUCUUUUUUUAUAAUCAAACAGAUAUAUUCAAGCAGAAGCAUUCCCUCUGCAAAACAUGCCAUUUACCACCUGCUUCUUUUAGAAAUACAAAUAGUUUGGAAAUAUGUUAAAAAGGUAUAUCAAAUUAUGCUACUAGUGUCUGUGUAAUAAGCCAUGCAUCAAUGUAGCCCAGUUAGUUUGUGCUUGCUUCAAACAUGCAGCCAUGUGCUGUAGAGUUUCCUAUGUUUGCUUUUUAAAUUCCUUUGCAUAUGAUUGGAC
Messenger RNA from Nanorana parkeri, 2556 nucleotides. It is a transcript of the gene GABRA1, whose product is annotated as gamma-aminobutyric acid type A receptor alpha1 subunit. Gene Ontology annotation, biological process: monoatomic ion transmembrane transport; regulation of postsynaptic membrane potential; synaptic transmission, GABAergic. Bases 269 to 1630 code for a protein of 453 amino acids. NCBI's taxonomy places the organism in Eukaryota, Metazoa, Chordata, Amphibia, Anura, Dicroglossidae. Gene Ontology annotation, cellular component: neuron projection; synapse; GABA-A receptor complex. The record is from RefSeq and is a predicted model, not a curated record. The transcript has 10 exons. Gene Ontology annotation, molecular function: benzodiazepine receptor activity; GABA-A receptor activity; transmitter-gated monoatomic ion channel activity involved in regulation of postsynaptic membrane potential.